UGUUAUGCAAGGGACCAGCAGUUCCAGCCCAAGUGCUCUCUGAGAAUACAAGUAUCCUUCUACUUCAAAGACUUUGUACAUUGCAUUUCACCUUCGGCCCUUUGUCAGGAAGAGCACUUGCUUAUACAGAGACACAAGAACAUCAACUGUUUGGAGAAGAUUUUGGUUCCAUUGCUUGUUGUACUUGGAUCCAUCUAAAGGGUUUUUAAUAGCUGUCCAAAAACACAUUUCCGAUUGCUUGAGUCUUGCUGUGCACAUUCAGAUGUAAGAGCAAAAGAAAACAGUUACAAACAAGCCAUUGGAAAGACAGAAUAUUAAUCUUGUUGAAGGAGUCAGUGACCUGUAAACCCCUCAUUAUGAAGCUAAGUCUGGUAUUUGUGUUGACUCUAAUUAGUCUGAUGUUGCUGGGAUCUGGAUAUUCUCAGCAAAUUGCAGAGGAUUCUUGUUCUGUUCAAAUACUUGUCCCAGGGUUGAAAGGAGAUACCGGAGACAAGGGGGAAAAAGGUGCUCCAGGAAGACCUGGAAGAGUUGGCCCACCAGGCGACAAGGGUGAAUUGGGUGAAAAAGGACUUAAAGGAAGCAUGGGUCGACAUGGGAAGAUUGGCCCUAUUGGUUCUAAAGGUGAAAAGGGUGAUGUUGGCGAGAUGGGUCCCCCUGGACCGAAUGGAGAACCAGGAAUACCAUGUGAGUGUGGACAGCUGAGAAAGGCUGUUGGGGAAAUGGAUAUCCAAGUUGCACAGCUGACCACAGAACUAAAGUUUGUAAAAAAUGCACUGCCCUCCCCCGCAGUUGUUGCUGGUGUGCGUGAGACAGAUACUAAGAUCUACCUACUUGUGAAAGAAGAAAAGAAGUAUACUGAUGCCCAGUCUUACUGCCAUGGAAGAGGUGGAACUCUGAGCAUGCCCAAAGAUGAUGCAACCAAUAGUCUGAUUGCCUCGUACAUUAACCAAUCCGGUCUAACAAGGGUUUUCAUUGGUAUCAAUGAUUUGGAAAAAGAAGGCCAUUUUGUUUAUUCUGACCGAUCUCCAAUGCAGACCUUCAACAAAUGGCGUCAGGGAGAACCCAAUAAUGCUUAUGAUGAGGAGGACUGUGCAGAAAUGGUUGCUUCAGGAGGAUGGAAUGAUGUUUCUUGCCUUAUUACUAUGUAUUUUAUCUGUGAGUUUGAUAAAGAAAAUGUGUAAUUUGUUUUUGUAAGUCUGUAAUGAAAAAAAUCUACAAACACCAUUUUAUUAAUAUAUGUGUAAAAAAGCUGCUUAUGUUUUGUAUUGUACAUCUGUAAAUAUAUGGAAUACAUAUAGGUUUCUUCACUCUUUACAAAAAAAUGCCUACACUGUUUUUGAUGACUCGAAAAUGUUGGAUAUUGUAAUGUACACUCAUCACAGAACUAGUUCUCGGUUUAAACUUCAGUUCUCAAAGCAUGCUCAACAAACAUUUUAUAUAUCCAUGAAUAAUUAGGACUUUCUUUGAAAUCAACUCUGUUAAUAGAUGGUAAAUUUGAAUAUUUUUAUAUCUUCGGAUACAUUUACCUAUCUUUUUUGAAGUUACUUCUUUUAAGAGAUAGAAAGGUCAAGAUUGAAAUAUGCAUGCUUGUAUUUCAACUUUAAAUAGAAACAUUUUUGCAAUAUUAUUAUUGUUUUUCUGUGGCAUACACACAUAUGCUGUGAGGGCCCGUGCAACAGUAUUCAUGCUCAGAGUGCUUGAGGUGGUGUGUAUUGUGUCUGUGAAAACUUAAUUUGUGUCAUACAAGCAACUGCUGACUCUCUAAGAAGGUGUAGUGUUUGAAUACUUGUGCACAGGGCCCUCACAGCAUAUGUGCAUAUGCCACUGAAAAACAGUAAUAUGUUUAACUAGAAGCAGUUUUGCUAAUGUAGGUAUACUGCAAAAAUGCUUCUAUUGAAAAUUAAAAUGCACAUUUAAAUUUUGACCUUUCUUUAAAGAGAAUAUAAAGUUAAUGUAAUUUACCAACUGUAGAUGUCAAGGGUUACUUUAAACCAGUAGACCAACAAUACUGUUAAUUUCUGCCAAUCCCAGACACUUUUGUUUAAAUAAUUAUAAUAAUAUAAUAUUGCAUAUGAAAUAUUUAGUUACCACAAAAAAAAAUGCAGGACUAACUUGUGAUAAGAUUCCUGCUACCAGGUGCAACAUACAGUAUAUGGCAUAUAUUAAUCCCAACUGUGCCAACUUAAUUUAAAUUCUGUAUCUAGUAAAUAUAUUACAUAAAAAUACACUGAUCAUAAAUUUUCUCCACCAAAAUGCAUCUUAAAGUUAAUCAGGAUUACUUUCAAAAAAUGAGCCUUGUGAAUUUUUUUUAAAGAGUAUUAGAAGUGAAAAUUAAACAUCCAAGGUUCAGAUAGAGCAUGCAACUAAAAAAAUAAAUAAUCAAUUUUACAAAUUUCUCCCCACCUCCCUCCUGGCUAUUCUUUGAAUGUUUUGAAUCUUGAGCUUCCUCAAAAAUUCGGGGUUCCCCAAAUGUUUCAUUAGGAAGGGUAUGAUAUGGGAGAGGAGAUGGAUAAAUGGAACUAAACUCUUUAAACCUCUUACAAUACAUUAUAACCUUCACCUCUCAGAUCUUAUUCCUGGACUACCCUGCCAAAUUAAGGCAUGGAGUAAGGAAAUGGAAACUACUUUCACAGACCAAGACUGUGACAGAGCCAUUUCUUUAACAAAAAAGACAGUACAUUGUGUUAUUAUGCUAGAGAUAUACAUUAAGUUAUUACUAAAAUGGCACAGAACUCCCCUUAAACUGGCAAAGAUGUAUCCGACAAUUUCACUGUUGUGUUGGUGAGGGUGCGGAGAGGUCGGGUCAGACAUGCAUAUAUGGUGGAGUUGCCCAAAACUCACAUCACUAUGGGAAGACCUUGAGAGACUGUGUUCCUCUUUAGGUUUCACACUUACCUUGUCCCCCUCUAGUGUUCUACUACAUCUCAUAGAAAAUACCAUACCAGAUACGUCAAGGAGAUUAAUUAUCUGUAUUUUUACUGCUACUAAGCUAUGCAUAGGUCGGGCAUGGAAAAAAACCUGGUCCUCCGUGUCUUGUUGAAAUAAGUGCAGUGGUCGAUUUCAUGGCCAAGAUGGAAAAACAUUUCUUUAACUCAAUUGACCAAAUGGAGAAAUACUGGUCUGUUUGGGAUACCUGGCUACCCAGAUGACUUCGCUUCGAUUUAUUUAAUCCCCUACGGCCUACACCAUUACAACCAGAGACAAUAAAGUCUGGUUUUUAGUUCUUUAUUGCGCCUCCCCCCCCCCCUUUUUUUUCUUAUUCCUCUUCUCCUCCCUCUCACACCUUUUCUUCAUAAUUUUGACCUUCCCCUUCCUGACCCUGCCUAUGUGAAUAGAUCCUUAUCUAAUAAUAUCAUGGAUUCCGUCUGAUAAUAACACAUUAUUGCUACAAAAAUUCCAUAACAGUUGGAAAAUAAAGUCUAUUAUUUAACUGUUUCUGUAAUAACAUCUCACAUAUGACCGAUCACCUUGAACACAUUUGGACUAUACCGAGAUUGACAACUGAAACCCGUAUGUUUUUAAAAGGAUAAAUAUAUGUAACCAUGUAGAAGUUGAUAAUAUUAUGCGUUGUAUUAUUGUUAUAUUCUUGAAAAAUCAAUAAAAAUAUAUUUCUCAUGGUCUCCUUGGUGGAAACUCAAAGGGACAUGAAACGCACAAUUUUUCUUUCAUUAUAUAGAGUGUAUAAUAAAUAAAAAAACACUAUACAAUUUACUUUGUUUUCUUGGUAUCUUUCAUUAAAUAGUAGGUAGGUAGACUCAGGUGCAUGCGCAUUUGUCUGGUGCCCUAUAUGGUAGCAGUUGUGCAAGAAUGUUUUUAACAAUGUUAUACAUUGUGCAAACACUGCUGCCAUCUAGUGCUCAAAAGCAUUCUUGCAAAACUGCUACCACAAUAGCUACGCUCUUCAACAAAGAAUUCCAUGAGAAUGAAGUAAGUAUGACAAUAGAAGUAAAUUGGAUGCUCUAUCUAAAUCAUGAAAGAAUAAAUGUGUGUGUUCAUGUCCCUUUAGCUCCUUUUCAUGAGUGCAUAUUGUUGUAGGCUCACAAGUUUGCUCUGUCUCAGUGAUGGAUAACCUUAGCAGCCCCGAUGUUUCAGAACUACAUGUCCAAUGAUGCUCAACCAGACUGCAGAGUGCCUAAGCAUCAGGGGAAAUGUAUUUUUUAAAACAUCUGGGAUGCUAAGGUUAUCCGUCACUGUAUAACAUCCUGCCACAUAGUCCUCAAGGGGGCAAGUUUCAACAAAGGCUACCAAAAGAAUAAGGUAAAAUAGUACACUAUCUGAAUAGAGCAAGUUUAAUUUUGACUUCUAUUUCCCUAUAAAAUAAAAUAUUUUUUUAACCUUGAA
Messenger RNA from Bombina bombina (fire-bellied toad), 4341 nucleotides. RefSeq names its product collectin subfamily member 11 (gene COLEC11). The record is from RefSeq and is a predicted model, not a curated record. The transcript has 9 exons. Lineage: Eukaryota; Metazoa; Chordata; Amphibia; Anura; Bombinatoridae. Bases 357 to 1181 code for a protein of 274 amino acids.